AUGCGUCUCCAUGGGAAGACCCUCGCCGUCGGCGGCUACGCAGUGCUUGCCCCCGCGGGCUGCGGCCUCGCCCUGCCCGUGAGGUCUGCCACCAUGGACGUUAUCGUGUCUGUGGGCCCCGGGCGCCGCGGAUUCAUCACACUUGUUCUCCCCCGGGCUGCGUCGUCUAUCACAGUCGAGAUUCCUGCUGAGAAGACCGAUCUUUAUACCGCAUCGGACCCCGAGACCGCUUUUGUCCGCACAGCCUGUCUUGUACUCCUAGCAUACCUACGCACAAAACAUGAUAGAUUGGAAAUCACAGUGAGGACAUCGGAGUCAAGGCCACCUGGCGCAAAGCUGGGAAUAGGAUCAUCAGCGAUGGUAACUGUUGGUACAAUUGUGGAGCUCGCUAGCUGCAUCGGUGCCGAGCUCAGGGGAGCAGAGACCUUUGUCCUGGCCCACUUCAGCUGCCUAUUGGUCCAGGGUCAGUCAAGCGGGUACGACGUUGCUUCUGUACUAAGUCAAGUGCCAAUAGUUUACAGGCAAAACGGUCAAUAUCACUCAAAAGUGUGUGAAUUGGCCCACGCUGCACGGUCAGGCUCGUGUCUGUCUGCUCUCAUGCCCCAGUUGCAGAUACUAACCCAUGGAGAUGAGCUUCCCAAGGCGCUGUCAGUGUCGCUUCCACAGUUCCACUUCUACCUACUCAAGCCCCAACACAAACUCGAUAGAGGUACCUCCACGACAAAGCAGCUGCAAAAGCUUACAUCAACGUAUGGGAGUACACAGUCAUAUGAGCAUUUAAUAAAGGCAUCGGAGAUCCUGAUAAAUGCCCUCGUUGCCCAGAAGAGCUCAGUCGAGGAUAUUCGGAAACAGCUGCAAGAGUACCGGCAGGCUCAAAAGUCCUUCUCUACAGAGAACGGAGUAGAGAUAGAGCCCAAGGAGAUAUCAGAUCUUAUCGAGCUGCUGAUGGCCAAGGAUAGGGUUGUGGGUGCUAUGUGUGUCGGAGCAGGAGGAUAUGAUGCAUUCCUUUGCAUAACAGCAUCCGCUGUUACAGACAAUACCUUCGAUGGAUACCUAACAAUUGAGAUCGCUAUGUGA
This is a messenger RNA of Giardia duodenalis, 1077 nucleotides long. RefSeq names its product Phosphomevalonate kinase. Gene Ontology annotation, biological process: isopentenyl diphosphate biosynthetic process, mevalonate pathway. Lineage: Eukaryota; Fornicata; Diplomonadida; Hexamitidae. The record is from RefSeq and is a predicted model, not a curated record. Gene Ontology annotation, molecular function: phosphomevalonate kinase activity. Gene Ontology annotation, cellular component: peroxisome. The coding region runs from base 1 to 1077 and encodes 358 amino acids. The transcript has a single exon.